AUGAAGUUCUCCAUUUUCUCCGCGGCUUCUCUUCUGGCCACCGCUGCCCUGGCAGGACGUGCCUGGGAAGAGCAUCACGGUCUCACCUUUGAUUCAUUCAAGAGCACCUUCAACAAGCUGACCAAAGACGGCUACCGUCCCAUAUAUCUCACUGGCGAUGCUGCACCGAAUGGUGACGCUCGAUACAACGGCAUUUUCAAAACGCACCUCUUCGAUGGGAUAGGCUGGACAGCCCAGUAUGGCUACGAGCCUGGAAAAUUCGGCCAAACCGUCAAAGAUCUGAAGAAUAAAGGAUACUUUCCCAUGCAUGUUCAGGGAUAUAACGUUGGCAAGGACCCAACUGCAGGCCACCAGAGACGGUUCAAUGGCAUUUGGCAUAGACACAUUGACGGGAGGAGAGUCCCUUGGGAAUUGUUGGUGGACGCAACAAAAAACCAGGUGAUGGAGGCUUUCGGCCAGUUUCCACCAAAAGGAUAUCGUCUUGUUAGUGUGAGCGGGUAUGGCCUCGGAUCUGAGCAGCGCUUCACCGCAGCGUUUCAGAAAACCCCUGGUCCGGAAUGGAAGGCGACUAUUGGUAUGGGCAGGGAAGAAUUCCAGAAGAGAACGGAAGAGUUGAGGAAGCAAGGCUUUUUUCCGGCGGAUCUCAGCGUGUAUAACAUCAAAGGGUCAGUGUUCUUUUCUGCCAUCUGGCAGAGGGAGGACGGCAAGUCCGACAAGUCAAUGGCGAAGUUCGGAUUGUCGGCAAAAGAGUUGGCAGAGUGGUUCAGGCAUUGGAAAGAAAAGGGGUACGAGCCAAUGACUGUGUCUGGGUAUCUCGAAAACAGCUCUCUGAAGUAUGCUGCCAUCAUCGGCAAGCCAUAA
This is a messenger RNA of Trichophyton rubrum CBS 118892, 861 nucleotides long. RefSeq lists its product as uncharacterized. Lineage: Eukaryota; Fungi; Ascomycota; Eurotiomycetes; Onygenales; Arthrodermataceae. The record is from RefSeq and is a predicted model, not a curated record. Bases 1 to 861 code for a protein of 286 amino acids. The transcript has a single exon.